Molecule: messenger RNA, 842 nt
Organism: Prorocentrum cordatum
Lineage: Eukaryota; Dinophyceae; Prorocentrales; Prorocentraceae
Source: the annotation of a GenBank genome assembly
AGGCCGGCGGCGCGCGGUCGGCUGGCCGGGCGGCCCCGGCGCGGCGGCGCGGCGGAGGCUCCGGGGGCGCGGGCGGAUGGCCGAGGACUGAGGCGCAGCGCGGGCGCGGCAGGUCGCCGCUCGCCGGGCCCCCCAUCUCGUUGCCCCCUCAUUCUCAGCCAUGUCAGCGGCCGCACCACACCGAUCCGGCGGAUGAGCCAGAAGAGCAUCGAAUUCCGCGAGGACAUCCGGACUGCGCAGCGGAGUUUCAAGAUUCUCCGCAAGCUCUGCAGGCAGUAUGGGAUGUCCUUUCAGGGCCCCGGGGCGAGGAGCGAGGCUCAGAAGGGCAAGUCAAAGAAUGCUGCGAAGGCGAAGCCGAAACCGAAGCCGAAGAAAAAUAUACACUCGCAGCUCUUCCGACCAGAGGCACCUUCAUCCUCGGAGUCAGAUUUCUCUUCAGCUGACGACCCAGACGGCUUGGAGCACCGGACCCAGUGGGAAGACGUGGAAAGUAUUUUGGGCAGACUGCGCAUGGACGAUCGAGUUAACGCCUUGGAAGAUAUCAGCGAGUCGCUCAACAAAAGCUCACAGAGAGCACAGCAGGAGUUGCUGGAGCUUGACUUAUCUGACAGUGCGGGCGUGAGGAUCCGGCGGGCGGGUUGGACGGGGUGGACGAGUCCCUGCUCACCCACAGGCCAGACGACAUGUUGGCGGUGCAGGCUGUGAACCGCUGCAUGGGGCUGCUACCGGAGCUCGCCGAGUGGAGCGCCAGAAAGGCGAAUGAGCGGAUGGAUGCCCAGAAGCAGGUAGUGCAGAACAACUUGGAGGCCGAGUCGCGCGAGGGCGGCGCGUCGUGGGAGGAG